Messenger RNA from Strongylocentrotus purpuratus (purple sea urchin), 910 nucleotides. Its product is annotated as annulin. The transcript is spliced from 3 exons. The record is from RefSeq and is a predicted model, not a curated record. Lineage: Eukaryota; Metazoa; Echinodermata; Echinoidea; Camarodonta; Strongylocentrotidae. The coding region runs from base 95 to 910 and encodes 271 amino acids. Gene Ontology annotation, biological process: peptide cross-linking. Gene Ontology annotation, molecular function: protein-glutamine gamma-glutamyltransferase activity.
UGAAGCCCCCGCUGGAGGUGAUGCUGCUGGUGGUGGUGGUGGUGGUGACGCUGCUGGUGAUGCUGGCGGUGAUGCUGGUGGUCCGCCUCCGCCGAUGCCUACCAGGAUUCCAUCUCUCAAGGUUACAGGUGUCAAACUAAAUGCGAUGUCCAAUGCAUUACUGCAUGAAACCAAGGAGUACGAGUUCGACAAGUCAUCUGGACGUGGUCUCAUUGUAAGACGAGGUCAGGAGUUCAAGAUCGUCAUCCUUCUCAGCAGGGCCUUCAAGCAGAACAAGGAACGCAUCUCUCUCCAGUUUUCUGCUAAAGCCAAGGUUCCUAGACCAAUGGACGGGACCCUAAUAGCCCUGGACAUCAAUGGUACUUACAAAGACGGGGCCUGGAGUGCAAAGAUGGAGUCAGCAGAAGACAACACCAUUCAGGUCACGGUGAACAGCGCCCCCAAUGCCAUUGUCGGCAGUUACAAGCUGACUGUCAAAGUCGAAAGCCGAGCGAGUGGUCUGGAGACGGUCUUCCCUCAAGACAAGAAGAUCAUGGUUCUGUUCAAUCCAUGGUGCGAGAAGGAUACCGUGUUUAUGGGGGACAAGGCCGAACGAGAAGAGUACAUCCUUGAGGACAGCGGGGCAAUCUGGAGGGGGAAUUCCCACAGCAGCCGCCCAAAACCCUGGAACUUUGGACAGUUCGAUUUGGAGGUUCAUCGAGUGGUCUUUGAGCUCCUGGAGAAGCACGUCAGUGCCAAAGACAGGCGAAGUGCUGUCAAGGUAUCAAGGUGGUUUUCCUUCAUUGUCAAUGAUGAAGUCCUCCAUGGUAAUUGGAGUGGAGACUACGCGGGUGGUACCCCUCCGUCUAGGUGGAAAGGCAGUGUGGCUAUCAUAGAAGAGCACGGAAAAGCCAAGACACCUGUCAAGUAA